Mizuhopecten yessoensis (Yesso scallop) is the source of this 517-nucleotide messenger RNA. Its product is annotated as pyridoxal 5'-phosphate synthase subunit PdxT-like. Gene Ontology annotation, biological process: pyridoxal 5'-phosphate biosynthetic process; pyridoxine metabolic process. NCBI's taxonomy places the organism in Eukaryota, Metazoa, Mollusca, Bivalvia, Pectinida, Pectinidae. Gene Ontology annotation, cellular component: cytosol; glutaminase complex. The annotation marks the transcript as partial. The record is from RefSeq and is a predicted model, not a curated record. The transcript is spliced from 2 exons. Gene Ontology annotation, molecular function: glutaminase activity.
AAAGAUGCCGCCUUCUGGACUCAACGGAAGCCAAAACAAACACAUAAAAGUCGGCAUUCUAGAGGUUCAGGGUGCGUUUCAAGAACACAAAGUGGCACUAAUGAGGGCGAAUCAGUGUUUACAAACGACCAUAAAGCUCGAAGUAAUGGAAGUGCGUCAUCCAGACCAUCUAUCCCCCGACAUGGACGGGCUGAUUAUACCGGGAGGGGAGAGCACCACCAUCAGUUUAUUCCUGAAGAGGAACAACAUGGAAGAACCACUCAGGAACUGGAUACAAACAAAGGGCCACGUGGUGUGGGGGACAUGUGCAGGAAUGAUUCUUUUGUCGAAGUGUACAGAAAAUCAAAAGGACGGUGGUCAGCCAACACUGGGAAUGCUAGACACAGUCGUUUCCAGGAACUUUUUCGGACGACAAGUGCAGAGCUUUGAAGCCCAAGUGACAAUCAAAGCACCACUGCUUAUACCAAGUAACACCCAAACAGGCACAUCUGAUUCUAAAUGUCAUGGUGUGUUCAUC